Sugiyamaella lignohabitans is the source of this 2241-nucleotide messenger RNA. It is a transcript of the gene CBK1, whose product is annotated as serine/threonine protein kinase CBK1. Gene Ontology annotation, molecular function: protein serine/threonine kinase activity; ATP binding. Gene Ontology annotation, cellular component: cytoplasm; cytoskeleton. Bases 1 to 2241 code for a protein of 746 amino acids. NCBI's taxonomy places the organism in Eukaryota, Fungi, Ascomycota, Dipodascomycetes, Dipodascales, Trichomonascaceae. The record is from RefSeq and is a predicted model, not a curated record. Gene Ontology annotation, biological process: actomyosin structure organization; peptidyl-threonine phosphorylation. The transcript has a single exon.
AUGUACUCGAAUCAGCAGAACGGGUCUGGGCUGUUCUACCAGCAACAGCAGCAACAGCAACAGCAACAGCAGCAGCAACAGGCUGCGUUGUAUCAACAACAACAGCAACAGCAGCACGAACAACAGUUUUAUGAUAAACAACAACAACAACAGUAUAAUCGAUUCUACAAACAACCUGCCCAACAUAGUGCUCACUCGCUGGCGUCGAGUUCGUCGCAGAAUGGAGCAUCGCAACAGCCACAAUCUCAACAGCAACAGAUUCCACAGCCUCCACCUCCUUUUCUGCAAUUACCAACUCCAAGUCAAGCGUCUCUUCUCGCUAGUCAGAGAGUGACCGCCAACUCACCAAAUUCAGGGGCUGGUCCUCAGUUUGGCUCGCAGCAGUCGUCUCCCACCCAGCAUUUUGACCAGGUAGAUUUCUCACAACAGCAGCAGCAGCAACAACAACAGCAGUUGCAGUAUCAGCAGCAGUUACAUGCCCAACAACAGCAGUAUCUUCAGCAGCAACAGUAUCUCCAACAGCAGCAGCAGCAGCAUCUCCAACAGUCGCAACAACAGCAGCUUCAGCAGACUCAGCAACAACAACUAUUACAACACCAACAACAGCAGCAACAACAGCAACAGCCUCAAAUAACUCAACCUCCACAUGUUCAUUAUGCCUCAAAUGUUGGACAGCAACAACAGCAGUUCCAGCAACAGCACAUGCAACAGGCGAAUAAUGGAGGCUCUCCAUCAGCUACAUCUCCUAGUUUGACCUCUGACUACGUCGUCUUUGAAAGACAUCCUGAACAGUUUUCACGGGCUACUCAGGAGAAAGCGGCUGCUAUUAAACUGCGAGUUGAGCAUUUCUUCAACAUUAAUGUCAAUCAUGCUAUAGAGCGGAACCAGCGUCGAGUCCAGACAGAACAGUCUCUUGCCAGAGACCGUGGGUCUGAAGAGCGGAAAAACCGUACUCUGACCUCACUCGGCAAAAAAGAGUCGUCUUUCUUGCGUCUUCGUAGAACCCGUUUGUCUCUAAAUGACUUUACCACUGUCAAGGUUAUUGGUAAAGGAGCAUUUGGUGAAGUGCGACUCGUUCAGAAGAAAGAUACUGGUAAAAUCUAUGCUAUGAAGACGUUACUCAAAGAGGAAAUGUAUAAAAAGGACCAGCUGGCCCAUGUCAAGGCGGAAAGAGAUGUCCUGGCAGGAUCAGAUUCUGCAUGGGUGGUAUCUCUUUACUACUCAUUUCAAGACAGUCAGUACCUGUAUCUGAUUAUGGAAUUUCUACCAGGAGGAGAUCUCAUGACAAUGCUGAUUAAGUACGAUACGUUUACAGAAGAUAUCACGAGAUUCUACAUUGCCGAGUGUGUAUUAGCUAUUGAGACAAUUCACAAGCUUGGAUUUAUCCAUCGUGAUAUCAAGCCAGAUAACAUUCUUAUUGACAAGUCUGGUCACAUCAAAAUAUCCGACUUUGGUCUGUCUACUGGGUUCCACAAGACUCAUGACAGCAACUACUAUCGCAAGCUGCUUGAAAAUAAAGACGCCAAUGGUAAUCCUACUGCCCCAGCUGCACCUACAGGAGCUGCUCGUAAUAGUAUGAUGGUCGAUGCCAUCCACUUGACCAUUUCGAAUCGACAACAGAUAUCGACCUGGAGAAAGUCGCGUCGUCUUAUGGCAUAUUCGACAGUUGGAACUCCCGACUACAUUGCUCCCGAGAUUUUUAUCCACCAGGGCUACGGUCAAGAAUGCGACUGGUGGUCGCUAGGAGCUAUUAUGUUUGAAUGUCUUGUCGGAUGGCCACCAUUCUGUUCUGAAACGCCCCAAGAGACCUAUCGCAAGAUUCUCAACUGGCAAGAGACCCUUCAAUUCCCGGACGAUAUUCAUCUAUCACCGGAGUCCGAAGAUCUGAUUCGACGACUGCUCGUGUCUGCUGAACACCGAUUAGGAAGACACGGCGGAGCUGACGAUAUCAAAGCACAUCCAUUUUUUCGUGGUGUUGACUGGGAUUCGAUCCGCGACUUCUCAGCACCAUUCAUCCCCCAACUGUCGUCAGUCACCGAUACCUCGUACUUCCCAAUCGAAGACCUCGAGCAAAUCCCCGAUUCACCAGCCAUGGCGCGAGCUCAACAACAACAGCAACAGCAGCAACAACAGGCCAAUGCCGACCCCUCGGGCGCCAAAAAAGAUAUCCGCGAAGACCUGCCCUUCAUCGGCUAUACCUUCUCGCGCUUCGACUACCUCACCAAAAAGAACGUGCUCUAA